Messenger RNA from Parastagonospora nodorum SN15, 2566 nucleotides. RefSeq lists its product as hypothetical. Gene Ontology annotation, cellular component: cytosol; cytoplasm. The coding region runs from base 524 to 2566 and encodes 680 amino acids. The record is from RefSeq and is a predicted model, not a curated record. Gene Ontology annotation, molecular function: ubiquitin protein ligase binding; protein-macromolecule adaptor activity. Lineage: Eukaryota; Fungi; Ascomycota; Dothideomycetes; Pleosporales; Phaeosphaeriaceae. The transcript has 2 exons. Gene Ontology annotation, biological process: ubiquitin-dependent endocytosis.
UGCGUUUCCAGCAGGGAAAUUCCCGUGCACAUCCGAUCCAGUGGCACCCUGACCGCUCCACAAGACUACCUUCGACAGCUGUCGCCGAUCACACAUUUGACAUCUACUAUGCCCUGCACUCCAUUUUGAUACCCUCUUGACCUAAUACCAAAACGUAUAUAGUGAUCGUGGUCGUCUACGAUACAUUCCAGAACAUCUCUUCGACGCCUCACCAGCUCGUCGAGGCAUCUACCAAGGGCGCAAUCGCCGGCCGCACCGCAUUCACAUCGCUCACGUCACUCCCGACCCCAUCCUCUUCCGCCGCGAAAAACGUCAGUCUACCAGCAAAACCUACUUCACCGAAAAGCUGGCGGGCCCUAGGGAAAGCGCGAAGCGUUACCUUCGAUCCUUCAUCGACAAUCGCUUCACCUCCGGCAAAGAAGCUAGCGACAUACCUACGCCGCGAUCUUCGACAAGCACGGCCAGCAGCAAUAGAAACUCUGUGGCAUCCUUCCCAGAAAGAGCGGUGCCGGCAGAAACGGAGAUGAGGUCUAGCAACAGGAACUCGACUGGAGCAAUCAGUGCCAUGACCGCACCAACCGUCCCUCGACCAUCUCUCUCAGAAUCGCCUUGGUCGUCUGGAAGAGCAUCGGCCAAAAGCAUGAUUAGCAGUGUCAAGACCCUUCCCGAGGAAAAGCCUGUGGCAUCUGGCGGAGGCGUCAACGUCAACAUCUCACUCACAGAGCCCGUGCUCUUUCUGCGAGGGUUUGAGCAAAAUGAAAAUUCUGAGCGGAAUACGGCAAUGUUGCGUGGAACGCUCGUGCUCAAGAUCUCGAAACCCGCAAAACUAAAGGCUAUAACUUUAAAGUUCCGAGGCAAGGCCCUUACCAAGUGGCCGGAGGGCAUUCCGCCAAAAAAGGUUGAAUUCGAGGAACUCGACAUUUUGAUGAGCCACACUUGGCCAUUCUUCAACUCACAAUUUCCCACGGCGGAAACUGGUACCGGCGCAGAUCGUGUGGAUUUGUACAAAAGUACCGGCGGUCUCGGCGGUUCGCCAAACAACUCCUCGCUGAACUUGACGACCAGGGAAGCGAAGCGUCUGUCACUCCAGGUCAACCAAUCGCGAAGCUUCGGCAAAGGUGAAACCCCAUCUGGCGGACCAUCGGUCGCACAGAAGGGGUACAGGACAUUCAAUGCGGGCGAGUACACAUACAACUUCGAGCUCCCAUUGGACAGCCAUCUCCCUGAGACUAUCGACGUCGACCUUGGUUCUGUCAAGUAUGAGCUAGAGGCGACAGUCGAGCGGGCUGGAGCAUUCCGUACCAAUCUUGUCGGGACCAAGGAGGUCACACUCAUCCGCGCCCCAUCCGAGGGCUCAUUGGAGCAAGUCGAGCCCAUUGCUAUCAGCCGUAGCUGGGAGGACCAAUUACACUACGACAUUGUCAUUUCUGGAAAAUCGUUCCCUCUGGGCGCACAAGUUCCCAUUGCAUUCAAGCUUACGCCACUUGCCAAAGUGCAAUGUCACCGCAUCAAGGUCUUCGUUACAGAGAAUGUCGAAUACUUCUGCAACAACAAGCGUGUUCAUCGAAUGGAGCCCGUCCGUAAAGUCCAGUUGUUCGAGAAGCGGGCAGACGGUCCACCAACUAGCACAUUUCCCGGUAGCACAAUGCGGAUAGUGUCGGGAGGAGGGGUUCCAUACGAUCAAAGAGCUGCCGCUGCGCGUGGCGAGGAUGUCCAGGUGCAGGACUCGACCAAUCUCUUGGGUAACCUUGGUGGGGACGCCAAUGUCGGUCCCACUGAGAUGGAGUUCAACGUGCAACUACCAAGCUGCCAUAAUCUACGUGAAAAGGAAAAGGCGCACAGGUUACACUUUGAUACCACGUACCAGAACAUUCAGGUACAUCACUGGAUCAAGGUAUUUCAUCCAAACAGCUCAGAGAUUUCCACGCUAAUUGUUCAUCAGCUUGUAAUGCGACUGUCAAAACCCGAUGCAACUGAUCCCACUAAGAGACGCCACUUUGAGAUCUCCAUCGACUCACCUUUCCACAUUUUAUCCUGCCAGGCGACACAAGCGAAUACAGCACUCCCGGCAUAUUCGUCACCUGAGCCUGUACUUGGUGGCACACGAGUACCCGAAUGCGGAUGCCCCAACGCCCCGGUGCGGCGAACCUCUCCCACCGGCUUUGUGCCAACACUAAGCUCGAUGGGCCGAUCGCGAAACAACUCAGAAGCAGCAAACAUUCCCACACCCCAACUCGCACGACCACAAGCUGCACACAUUGGCGGACCGACCGACUCAACUGUACAAAGACCUAUUCACCUAAUGCGAGUCCCGUCCUUUAACCCGCCAGCAUUCAGCGAGGAAGAGCCGCCCCCACCUCUAGAGACUCCGCCUCCUCUAUACGAGACCAUCGCAUCACCCACCAGCGGUCUCGCAGAUUACUUCUCACGACUCUCGGACGCAUACGAUGACGACAGCGACCCCGAGCGCAAUGAUCGAGCUCGUGUUGAGAUUCCCUUGACCCCUGGUGGCCGCACGAACAGAAGCAUGGACGAAAGAAGAACGUGGCUCCCUGUCGGACAUUAA